Babjeviella inositovora NRRL Y-12698 is the source of this 615-nucleotide messenger RNA. RefSeq lists its product as uncharacterized. Bases 171 to 491 code for a protein of 106 amino acids. NCBI's taxonomy places the organism in Eukaryota, Fungi, Ascomycota, Pichiomycetes, Serinales. The record is from RefSeq and is a predicted model, not a curated record. The transcript has a single exon.
CUUUAUUAAAUGUUAGUGCGCUUCAAAUAGUCAACCCUCGUAUCUCCCGUACUGCAUGGAGUCGCUCACAACAAUUUUCGGGUGAGCCGCCACUUUAACCUUGGCAUAUCUGACCGGCUACAUCACUUGUACAAAGAUCCAUCCCGCGCCAAGUUCGUACCUAUUUCAAAAUGUCCACUAAAACCCCUAUCGAAGCCCAGGAUCCGAGCUUGGAGACCCAGAAGGAGAAGGUCGAAUUCGUGACCCAGGAGAAGAUCAAAAUGUACCCAGACAAUCCCACCACGAACCACCACCAGAGACAGAUGAUGGCCAAGGAGCCAUCCAAGUUUUAUGACCCGUGCCAUGAAACGGCGCAGAUGUCGCUCCGCUGCUUGGACAGAAACGACUACAACAAGGAGAUGUGUCACGAGUACUUUGCGGCGUACAGAGAGUGCAAGAAGGAAUGGAUGGAGCAGCGCAGAGCCGACAGGUCCAAGGGGAACUGGUGGUAAGCAGACUCCAUAUUUGUGUAUUGUUUGGUGUUUCCAGAAUGAAUCGUGGCAAACGGCGGUCGUCACGGAUGCUGUUGUGUAUAUAGUUGUAAUAUAAACGAGGUACUAGCAUAAAACUUUGUUA